Messenger RNA from Equus quagga, 3858 nucleotides. It is a transcript of the gene SNAI3, whose product is annotated as snail family transcriptional repressor 3. The transcript has 3 exons. The record is from RefSeq and is a predicted model, not a curated record. NCBI's taxonomy places the organism in Eukaryota, Metazoa, Chordata, Mammalia, Perissodactyla, Equidae. Gene Ontology annotation, molecular function: DNA-binding transcription factor activity, RNA polymerase II-specific; RNA polymerase II cis-regulatory region sequence-specific DNA binding. The coding region runs from base 46 to 921 and encodes 291 amino acids. Gene Ontology annotation, biological process: regulation of DNA-templated transcription.
CGCGGGCGCCCGGCGGACGCAGUGGGACCGCGCCGCGAGGGCAGCAUGCCGCGCUCCUUCCUGGUGAAAACGCACCUCGGCCACAGGGUCCCCAACUACGGGCGGCUGGAGACCCAGAGAGAAACCGAUGGCUCCUGCGCCGCCUGCGGGGGGCUGGUGGUGCCCCUACUCCUCCCAGACAAGGCAGCCCCUGCCACGCCUGCUGGCCCCGCCCGGCCCUGGGACUGCACCUCUGUCGUCGCUCGCAUCUCCCUGCCCCUCCCACUGAACAGGGAAGCUCGGGGGGUCUCUGGGCCAGACCCCCUGGAAGUCAGCUGGGCAGAGUCUCGGGCUGGCUGGGCCCCCAGUGUACCCCUCAAAGACAGCCUGAACCACCUCAACCUUCCCCCUCUGCUGGUUCUGCCCACACGGUGGCCCCCGAUCCUGGGCCCACAUGGGGACCAGGCUCCAGACAGACUGCUGGGGGCUGAGCGGGGCCCCCGCCCCUCAGGGGGCUUCCAGUGCUCCCACUGCCUCAAGCCUUACCACACGCCGGCCGGGCUGGCCAGGCACCGGCAGCUGCACUGCCACGUUCAGGCCCCGCGCUGCUUCACCUGCAAGUACUGCGACAAGGAAUACGCCAGCCCGGGUGCCCUCAAGAUGCACGUCCGCACGCACACGCUGCCCUGCGUCUGCACCCUCUGCGGCAAGGCCUUCUCCAGGCCCUGGCUGCUGCAGGGCCACAUCCGGACCCACACAGGGGAGAAGCCGUAUGCCUGCUCUCACUGCAGCAGGGCCUUCGCCGACCGCUCCAACCUCCGGGCCCACCUGCAGACACACUCUGACACCAAGAAAUACCAAUGCAAGAGCUGUGCCAAGACCUUCUCCCGCAUGUCGCUCCUGGCGCGCCACGCGGAGUCGGGCUGCUGCCCCGGGUCCUGAGAGGCGCCGCGGUGCAGGUAGGAGGGACAGGACCGCACCCCGAGAGCUGAUGGCUGGUGCCCCUCUUGGCAGCCCCAUGCCGCCUGGGGACCCAGAGGAGCUGGUCAUCCUGGGAGGGCAGGGGCCCGGCCUCCCGCUCGGCCGCGUGUCUCCUCUCCUUGCUCACCACCCGCUUCCGGAGCAGCCCCGAGGGUGGGCGUUAGCGUGAGCCGGGGCUCCUGCAGCCCUCCCGGCCACCUGCCCCUGAGAGGGACGACACUUCUCUCCCCGGGAAGACUCCAUCCACACGAGAGCCGCCGCUCUUCUUCAGCUUGCUCUGGUUUGUUAUGCUCUUCUUCCAAGAGGGAAAGACUGCCGGGAGCUGGAGGCCGGCAUGGACAAUUCCUACCGCUAAGCUCACGAACCGGGCCGCCUUUGGAUCCCUUCACAACUCGAAACCCACAGUUCUGACUCGUGCUGAGCACAUUGAACGGUCCAGCCUUCGUGGGCAGGGCUAGCUCGAGGCUCACCUCCACGUGCCUUUGCUGGGAUCUGGCCCAAGUGUCUCCUGUCACGAGUGCACACACGCACAUACGCACACGCACACACACACACACACCUCAGCCGGCUGUCCCGAAGAUGCAGCAGCAGUAGGGGAUUUAGGCAUGUCAGGAUGCAGCUAGGCCUCCCCCAGGACCGUGGGGCAUUGGGAGGCCCGCAGCCCUGCCCGCUGUCCUCUCAAGUUCUGAGUCUUGCCCAACCCCUGGUCUAGGGAGGAGGCCGAGCUCUGAGAAGUUUCCAGGGGCAGCAGGAGUCCUGGAUAGUUUGGGCCCUUCCAGCCACAGAGUGGGGACACUGGGGCAAGGGCCCCGAGCUGUGAAGUGUUGUGGGAUCGGAGCAAAGCUUGCCGGAGGCAGGCUGGGGAUGGGAACGGCAUUAAGCAGCAUGGAGGAACAACUGAGGGGCGUGAACUCACGCUGGGGGUGAGGGGUGUGAGGGGCCUGGGAACCGAGGGCGGAGGCAAGGCCAUGGGUCUGCUGGCAGGCACUUGUUCCCCAAAGUCUCAGAGGACAGAGUGUGUCCUGUGUCUGCACCCCGUCUCCUGGAUCCUUACGGCCAUCUGCACUGCAGCUGAGGGGCUGUUUCCGCACCUGCCCUAGACACACAUGCCUUUCCAAGCCGGCCCGGAUGCCGGCCCGUAAGGCACCUGGCCCAGCAUCCUGCCCCGCCUGGAAGCGGCAUUCCCUUCUUGUAUGGGGACUCUUCUCACCCCUAGACGCGGGCCAGUCACCCGCUGGACUGGUCCUGACUCUUGCCAGUGUGCCUUAGCCGUCUCUGGCUGGACCCUGGAGGGUGGCACCCAGAAGGAGGAAGGCGGCCUGAGUCUGACGGUGACUGACUGAGUCGUUGACACUGGGAGGGGACAUCUACCUGCUUGUCCCUGUGGGAGCCUGGCCUGCUGUCGGCGGCUCCACUUCUAGCCCCGGCCCAGGGACAGAAUGAGGCAGCCUCAUGGCAAGCAGCAGAGGCCCCUCGGCCCUGAGCUGCCCAGCCCUGCUGAGCCUCCUCUCCAUGCGCAAGGACAUGCCAGCCUUCACCAGGACCGCACCCGGGCACAGGGGACCUUACUCUGCAGCUACCCGGGGGCUGCAGUCCCAACCCUGGCGGUCCCCACCUGAAGAUUCUGUCUGACAUUUGUCAGGGAUGAAGGGCCCUGGGUAGCUGGUUUGAUGACGGCCAUUGGAGGGGUCUUGCAGACAUCCCAGAGGAAAUGACAUUGAUCUUGGGCUACUCUGGACCAAGGGUGACCUUAAUGAAACAGACCACCUAGGAGAGCCCCUCCUCCAGCCUGCAUAUCAGCUGGUGGAAUGAGGACACUCUCUGAGGAAGUCAGGCUCCCAUUCCUGGGCCCACAGCGCUGCCUUCCGCCACAGGGAUCAGCUGUCCCUCGAGGGACAGACGGCGUGAACUGCAGGCUGGGAAUGUGCCACUUAGUGAUGUAUCAGUUUGCCAUGGUGGCUGUAACAAAGUCCCCCAGACCGGGCGCCUCACACCACAGAAGUCCACUCUCCGCCGUCUGGGGGCCAGAAGCCCAGACCACAGUGCCAGCAGGGCUGGUUCCUUCUGAGGCCGAGUGAGAGUCUGCCCCAGGCCUCACCCCCGACUCCCGCUGGUCUGCUGGCAUCUCUGAUGCUCCUCGGCUUGUAGAAGCUUCACCCGCAUCUCCGCCUCCAUCUUCACAUGGGUCUCCCUGUGUGCGUGUCUCUCCGGGUCCAAAUUUCCUCUUUUUCUAAGGACACCAGUCAUCUUGGGUUGGGGCCCACUCUAAUGAUCUCGUCUUGACUUGACUACGUCUGCAAAGGCCCUAUUUCCCAAUAAGGCCACAUUCACAGCUAUGGGGUCAGGACCUCAACAUAUGAAUUGAGGGAGACACCAUUCACCCCAACAGCUAGUGAGAACACAUGGUUUGCUAAGAGAUGCCUGGUGGGUCCCUGUGCUUGAGCUUAAGGAAAGCGUCGAAUCCUCUUCUCCCCUAGUCCAUAAAGACUCGAAGGAACAGUCGAUUUUAACUAAUGGAUUUACUGCUCCCAGGCCAUGUGGAUCCCCUCCCCACAUAUGGCCCCCCUUGAGCGCGUGCCUGCGCCUGUCCCUCACUUCCUCCAUCUCCCGGUAGGGGCCCUGCUGACCCUCCCUCCCGCUGUCUUCCAGGCCCCUCUGCUGCAUGGCAGCCCCUCCUCAGGCCGGGCGAGGCCAGAGCUGCAGCCUCACUUGUGUUCGCGUCCGGCCACCUCACGGGAGGGCUCUUUUUUUUUUUUUGAUAGCAUCCAGAUGCCUGAAGGAAGCUAUAUUGUAAAUUGUGUUCUAUUUCUGGGCCCCAAUAUCUAAAUGGGGCGAUGCACCUGUUGGGUAUGAAGGAGGGAAUUUCACAGGCCUAAAAUAAAGCCCAAUGCUUGCCCU